AUGGGCACACGUAAUUCAACUGCUACAUUAACCGUAGUGCUGAUUAUGCUGCGGGUUGUUCUAGUACAUCCUCAAUGUAGUGCGAACCUCCAAGGAGACGAUUUCCUUCUCAACGGCAUCGACACUCGCAUCUACGCUAAACCCGGCGACAUCAACAUCGGCGCGAUCAUGCAACUCACCCACCCACUAGACGGUUUCACGUGCAGUGAGCAGGUGUUGACAGGUUCCACAGCGAUAGAGUACACGGAAUCGAUAGCAUUUGUUGUGGAGCAAAUAAACAAUCGUAAUGAUCUACUACCCAAUGUUACUUUAGGAUUUGCUAUACUCAACGACUGCGCGCUUCCUUCAAUAUCUUUAGCUCAGUCGUUGUCUUUUCUACCGUUAACCGAAAACAGAUGUCACGCUAAAGCGGUGAAGAAUUCGUCGUGUUAUGAAUGUUGUUCGGCUGGGUCUUCACAUCACGUGGAUGUUGUCGGAGUACUUGCCCCGUUGAUGAGUGUCUCGGUAGGUCCUGUGUCUUUUCUAUACACCGUAGCGAAAAUACCGAUUAUCGCUCCUACUGCCUCGUCCGACGAGUUCAGUAACAAAAACAAACACCCGUAUUUUUUCAGAGUUAUCGGCCCUGAUAAAUUUCAAGUAGAGGCCAUGUUAAAUUUUAUCUCUGAUAACGGUUGGACGUAUAUAUCUGUUGUUUACAUAGAAGGGACGUAUGGAGAACGUGCUUUUGAUAAUAUCAAGUAUUUAGCUCCGGCGUUUAAUAUAUGUUUAGCUACCUGGCAUAGAGUUAAAUACAACGAGAACACCGACCUAGUUGCCGCCGACUUGAUAGGUUAUUGGAAAGCUCGUGUCAUCAUAGCCUUCAUGGAUGAAGUCCCGUUCACAAAUUUAUUGACAUCCGUUGAUAAACUAAACGGCACCGGUAAUUUUUCAUGGAUCGCCAGCGACGCCGUGUCUUUAGCUUCCAGCGAUUUUAUGUCGCCUUUUAAAAGAAUGCUGGUGGGUUCGUUUUUUAUAUCGUUCCGGGUACCGGUUGUGGAUGAGUUCUACUCAUACCUUGAGCGCCUGAACGUUUUAAACUCGACGAAUCCCUGGCUAAAACCAGCAUGGGAGAGCCUGAACAAUUGUUCGUACGAUAGCGGAACGUGCAACAACAGUUUAAAUUUUCUCAAUACUUCUAAAUUUGAUUAUCUCAUUUUUGCAACGCUAAGCAUGGAUGUGGUCUUGGCUUUUGCUAACGCUGCUCAUAAACUUAUAUCCGAUUUAUGUCCGAAUGUAACCGGAAAAGAUGUACAACAAUGCGUUAAAAGUGAUGUUCUGUAUAAGUAUUUAAAAGGCGAAUCUUUUCAAGGAUAUAGCGGGGAUAUAAGGUUCGACGAAAACGGGGAUUCAAUAGGAAAAUAUGUUAUAUAUCAGUGGAGUUAUGAAAAAGUACAAAACAUUGACCGGAAAUUGUUUGAUGAAAGUGAAAAAGGACUAACGAAACAGGAAGUUGCGUAUUAUGAUACUGUUUCGAAAAAUAUAACUUACAGUGAUAAUGUUAUUUCGUGGGAUUAUUUUACAGUUUUUGAAAGGCUUAUUCCGAUAGAUGGGGACUCUAGUACCGUGUACCGACCGGAGUCUGUGUGUAGCCGCCCGUGUGUUGUGGGUGAGUACAAGAUCCAGAAAAACCCCGAGUGUUGCUGGGACUGCCGGACGUGCCGGAACAACGAGCGGAUCAUCAACAAAAACACAGCGUGCGAGGAAUGCCGGCUGUUCACCUGGCCGGACCCGGCUACCAACUACACCACCUGCAGCCCCAUCCCCCUCACCUACCAGGAAACGACCAGCGUGCUGUCUGUUCUACAGAUCAGCUUCGCCAUCCUGGCACUGGCCGCCAUCUUGCUCGUCAGCGCCUGUUACAUCCAUCUGCGGGAAAACCGCGUCAUCAAAGCGGCCAGCAGGGAGCUGAGUCUCCUACAGAUCGUCGCCAUCUUUGUCGGUUACUUCACCGUCAUCUGUUUCCAGACCUACCCGACACAGCACAUGUGUAGUGUGUUGUUCUUCACGUACUGCCUCAGUUUCGCCACCCUCUACUCGCCCUUGCUCGUGAAGACCGUGAGGAUUUAUAGAAUUUUUCACAACGCGACCAAAUCCAAGACCAAACCACGGUUCGUCAGCUCUCAAUCUCAGGUCAUAAUCUCAACGAGUUUAAUCCUAAUACAGAGUUACAUUAAAGCAAGCAAUAACACAAAUUCUAAAUUAAACUGGAAAGACAGCAAAAGUUAUCUCCCUGUUACGUACAAUGCCAGGUCAAUACGCCCUGGUUAA
Physella acuta is the source of this 2307-nucleotide messenger RNA. Its product is annotated as metabotropic glutamate receptor 5-like. Gene Ontology annotation, molecular function: G protein-coupled receptor activity. Gene Ontology annotation, cellular component: membrane. Gene Ontology annotation, biological process: G protein-coupled receptor signaling pathway. NCBI's taxonomy places the organism in Eukaryota, Metazoa, Mollusca, Gastropoda, Physidae. The record is from RefSeq and is a predicted model, not a curated record.